AGCCCCAGUUUCCUGAAACGAGCGACGAGAGAAGCCGGCGGCUGAGUAAAGAGAGUGAGUGACGGACAAAAUGUGAAACCCAAGCGUUUCAGGGUCGGACAUGGAGUGUAGACAGUGACGGGAUGAACGCUGGCGGACUGAGUGUGAAUUCACGCGAGCGCGCGGCUGAAGGACGCGCCGGGUUGUCUUGGAAGCGCGUGAAGGGAAACCGUGGUGGCGGAUUAGCGCGAGGCGUCUGGAGACAUCCUGAGCGCUCGGACUGGCUGAACUGAAGGCCCUCAGCGGCUUGUUUGAACAAACCGAAAAGGACAGGGAUUAAAGUAUUCCGUGUGCUCGGAUAAAGGAAGAGAGAGGGAGAAGAACAGCAGUCAUGCCUGGCUGUGGUUCCCAAAGUAAGCAGCGGUCCGGGGCAGAGGACGGAGUGGAGAGCGCAGAGCCCUUCACUACUUCUGUUAAGAAGAUGCUGAAAUGUGUGGUGGUCGGAGAUGGAGCGGUUGGUAAGACCUGCUUACUCAUGAGCUACGCCAAUGACGCCUUCCCUGAGGAGUAUGUGCCGACUGUGUUCGACCACUAUGCAGUAAACGUUACAGUAUCUGGCAGAAAGCACUUGUUGGGGUUGUAUGACACAGCUGGACAGGAAGACUACAACCAGCUGCGGCCCCUUUCCUACCCCAACACUGACGUGUUCCUCAUCUGCUUCUCCGUGGUGAACCCGGCCUCUUAUUACAACGUGCAGGAGGAGUGGGUUCCCGAGCUCAAGUCGCGCAUGCCUCAUGUGCCAUACAUCCUCAUAGGCACACAGAUUGACUUGCGAGACGAUCCAAAGACACUGGCCCGUUUGCUCCAGAUGAAAGAGAAGCCACUGACAUACGAGCAAGGCCUCAAGCUGGCCAGAGAGAUUGGUGCGCAGUGCUACCUCGAGUGUUCAGCGCUGACACAGAAGGGACUAAAGACAGUGUUUGACGAGGCCAUCCUGACAAUCUUCAGCCCCAAGAAACAGAAGAGGUGCUGUAUAGCAUGUCGGAGCUGUUGUACAAUUGCAUGAUCACAGAACCAUGUGGCAUAUCACGGUGAACAUCAGCAAACAUCCUGAAAUCAGUCUAUUUAAGGCAGGAAUGAGAGCCAAUUUCCUUCAGUCGCUGAAGGGGGAAAUGAGACACAGCCGAGGUUCUCUCAUGUUCUGUAAAGUACAUUUCCUGGACUUGCACAGACAGACAUUGACACUUAAACAAGACAUGCUUCACUGAAUUAGAAUGGAUAUAAAUGAAAGCAUCUGUAGAUCUGCUCCCAUUCCUAAGAUACAGACUGUGUGAUAAAGGAGUUUUCCUUUGGUAUUUGGAAACUUAAAACUCUAUAUAUAGAUGACUGUUUUAUAUAAAUCACACACACAACUCCGUACAAGUGCCUCAAUCAGCCACCAAGCAUUCGGUUUGUGCUCAUGCCAAAGACAGUUUGGUUUCUAACCUGAAGCUUUAAACAAGGAUACAAGUCUCUGAAUUGCCACAGGGCAACUUCCCCCAAUUACUAACUCACCCCCCCCCAAAAAAAAUGAACUCCAACUGUGGGCCAUUUUAAGUUUCAUACAUUAUCGACUUUACAAAAAGGCCCAUGAAACAAAUGUUGGAAACCCAUUCCUCCGUGAAGGGCAAUUUCCUUGCCUUUGCCUCAGAUCAAUAACACACUUUUCUGCAGCCAUGGUCUGAGAUAGUUAAGAGCCAAUUCUCAGGAAGCUGGCCAAAUCUUCAAUAAGGAGAGCAGAUACAAAAAAGAGGAGGAGUUGUAGAAAUUAGGAAGUACAACCCAAUUUAGUUUCAAAGACGGCCAUUUAAAAUGAGGGUUUCGAACAAGACAAACCCAGUGGUGCUACACAGUAACUUGCUCACCCUCCUAAAAACACAGUUACACAGGUUAAAUGUUCUCAUAUACAAGUAUCUCCAAAUUUCCAUGAAAGAAUCUUUUUGAGAACCUACCCAGGAUUUCAGUAGCGGAAGUGCCAAUGUCUACAACCAAUAUCUACAGGUUAACCAGAACAUCUUUUAUUGUUAUUGCAGUACAGGAGCCACAUGAAAACUAUACUCCACCCCACAAUUUACCACACACUCUCUAACUCUCUUCUAACAAACCAGGAAGGAUGAAGCUAGGAGGCUUCCUCUGAGACACAUGAAACCAAAUUCCAUAUAACUCAAAGGAAAAGUGCCAUCUAUCCAGUUUUACAUGCAUACACACUCGGACACCUUCCAUUAGCUAGUUUCACUGUGACUGACAGUAAUGCCCAGCUUUCCCACCUAAAGAUGCCGGCAGUUUUGUUUUUUCCUCUCUUAGCCGUGCUCUCAGGAUUUCAGCUCAUCUUUUGACCUGUGAACUCAUGAGCCUCUGUCAAUAAGAUGGGACUGUGGUAGCUGGUUGUUUAAAAAAAAAAAAACCACCACACAUAGAAGGUGCUUAUUAUUAAGUAGUGGACACCCAGAUUUUGUCUUGCUGUAUUCUUGACACAUCUUUUAAAAAAAAAAAGAAAAAAAAAGCUUCCUCAUCCACCGACAGGCCUUUGUUCUUUAUAUACUGUAAUUCAGUUGCUUCUCACUGCUUGCUUGGAUUUUCUUCUUGGCACUUCUGCAAUAGCAGUGCAAUGAAAACCCUCUGGGUGUGAGGCAGAUGCUUUUAAAUGUCUGCAUUUUACAAUUGUACAUGUCAACAAAGACGAGAUUUUACCAAAAGUCCAACCUCUGUUGUAACCAACAAACUGCUCCCUUCCAACAAAGCCUCCUCCUCAUUGACCCAAUUUAAGAACAACCUAAACACGAAGCUGCAUCUUCACCCCUCAUCUUUUUCCAGAGAGGUCUUUUGGGGCAGCCAGGGGUCGAGACCAUGUUGAAGCUCUGAUGUCCUUUCCAGCAAGAUGUUGCUUCUUAACAGAAGAUCAUGAACUAUUAAAACAGACGGAACAGUGCAAAAGUUCAGACAUGUUCUCACAUUCACUCAUAGCUUUCCAGUGUCUGAAAUGACACCAAAACGCACAUCUAUAUUCCGUGCCGUUUAAAUGCCCACCUACACUGGCAUUAAGUGUUUAAUUGCCUCGUUGUACACUGGUUGCUGUUAAGUGGCACCUCAGGGACGACUUCUGGAGCGAGCCACUUUUUCAUGAAGAGAAGGGUCCCUUACACACAGGAAGAAUGAGCCUGAAUGUGUGCGCCUUCCAUGUAGCACAUAGUUUAUUUUCUUAUUUUCAGACACUGUGCCUUACAUCAUCCUAUGCAACAAACUGUAUACUGUAAUCAUAGAAAGCCAGCAUCAACCCUGGCCACAUUAACUACAAAUCAAACUGUGUACUUGUAUCUUUUUUUAUUAUUAUUAUUUAGAAUGGAGUGAGAAUUACCUUUUUUUGUUUUGUAUAUGUAUAGGUUUGUGCAUCAUAUAUUAAAACAGCAGUUUUAGUUACUAUAAUCUAAUAAACCAGCAACUUUGUGUACA
Molecule: messenger RNA, 3468 nt
Organism: Neoarius graeffei (lesser salmon catfish)
Lineage: Eukaryota; Metazoa; Chordata; Actinopteri; Siluriformes; Ariidae
Gene: rhoj
Product: ras homolog family member J
Exons: 5
Coding region: 371-1045 (224 amino acids)
Biological process (GO): small GTPase-mediated signal transduction
Molecular function (GO): GTPase activity; GTP binding
Source: RefSeq, a predicted model, not a curated record